Scleropages formosus (Asian bonytongue) is the source of this 2989-nucleotide messenger RNA. RefSeq names its product FGGY carbohydrate kinase domain containing (gene fggy). Gene Ontology annotation, molecular function: D-ribulokinase activity. The record is from RefSeq and is a predicted model, not a curated record. The transcript is spliced from 16 exons. The coding region runs from base 119 to 1774 and encodes 551 amino acids. NCBI's taxonomy places the organism in Eukaryota, Metazoa, Chordata, Actinopteri, Osteoglossiformes, Osteoglossidae. Gene Ontology annotation, cellular component: cytoplasm. Gene Ontology annotation, biological process: carbohydrate phosphorylation; pentose metabolic process.
UAGACCUCCGGCACGGUUUGUCUCUUAGUGCUAUCCGUAGUUUAAAGUCCGCUCGGAUCUGUUUGGAAAGGGCUUUUGUCAAGUUUGUUUAGUUUUGCUUCGAUUUUGAUCUGCGCCAAUGGCCAAGCCACCACCCUCGAUGGAACAGUACUACGUAGGUGUGGAUGUGGGUACGGCGAGUGUGCGGGCCGCCCUUGUCGCUCGGGAUGGCUUGGUGAAGGCAACUGCGGAGGAGCCCGUUCGCAUCUGGCAGCCGGCCCCUGACCGCUACGUCCAGUCCUCCGAUGACAUCUGGGACCGGUGCUGUCGUGCUAUCCGGAGGGUGACUCAGGGUGUCGAGAAGAGCCAAGUCCGAGGGAUGGGCUUCGAUGCCACCUGCUCGCUCGUGGUUCUGGACAAGCACUUCCAGCCUGUGGCCAUCAAUCAGGAUGGGGUACAGGAGCAGAACGUGAUGAUGUGGAUGGACCACCGUGCUUCAGAGCAGGCAGCCCAUAUCACCAGCACAGGCCACCAGGCUUUACGACGUGUAGGAGGGGUCAUGUCCCCAGAGAUGCAGCCUCCAAAGUUGCUUUGGCUCAAAGAGAACUUGAGGGAGACUUGUUGGAAACAAGCAGCCCAUUUCUUCGAUCUCCCAGAUUUCCUCUCUUGGAAGGCUACAGGCUCCCUGGAAAGGUCACUCUGUACCCUGGUCUGCAAGUGGACCUACUGUCCUCAAGAAGGAUGGGAUACUUCCUUCUGGGAAGCUAUUGGCCUAGAGGAUCUGCUGACUGACAACUGCUCAAAAAUAGGUGCAUUAACCUGCUGCCCAGGCACAUCCCUUGGGGAGGGGCUUUCUGCACAGGCUGCAGCUGAAACCCAGCUGAAAACGGGCACAGCAGUGGCAGCAUCCCUCAUCGAUGCUCAUGCCGGAGGACUCGGUGUAAUAGGUGCAGAUGUGAAGGGCCUCUCCCUACCCUGUGAGGAUCAGCCAAUGACGUCCCGUAUGGCUGUUGUUUGUGGAACAUCAUCUUGCCAUAUGGGGAUCAGCCAGCAGCCCCUAUACGUGCCUGGAGUGUGGGGUCCCUACUUCUCCGUCAUGGUUCCAGGCCUGUGGCUGAAUGAAGGGGGACAGAGUGCCACUGGAAAACUGAUUGACUUCAUGGUGGAGGGACACGCCGCCUUCCCCCAGCUCAAGAUCCUGGCAGAAAAAAGUGGGGAAGGGGUCUACUCUUACCUGAAUAGACAUCUGGAGACCAUGGCUGGGGAUUCUGGCCACCUGGGCACACUAGCAGCCAGCCUGCAUGUCUGGCCUGACUUCCAUGGCAACCGGUCUCCCCUGGCAGACCCCACCCUGAGGGGGAUGGUCGUUGGGCUGACGCUCUCCCGCACGGUGGAUGACCUGGCUCUGCUGUACCUUGCCACCGUGCAGUCCAUCGCCCUGGGCACCAGGCACAUCCUGGACACUAUGCAGGAGACGGGACAUGACAUCAGAACCCUGUUCCUCUGUGGCGGACUGAGUAAGAAUGCUCUCUUUGUGCAGACGCACGCCGACGUCACAGGCCUGCCUGUUGCGCUGCCCUUUCAGACAGAGGCCGUGCUGGUCGGUGCCGCAGUCCUGGGUGCCUGUGCCUCUCGCGACUAUUCCUCCAUCCAGGAGGCGAUGCAAAAGAUGGCAAAGGUGGGGAAAGUGGUCCAGCCAAACCUUGAGCAUCUGAGUUUCUACAAUAAGAAGUACAGAGUGUUCCUCCGGCUGGCUGCUCACCAGAGGGAAUACGCUGCUCUGAUGCAGGACUGACAUCAGGGAGCACGGCCGAGGGCGUUCCGGGGAACUGUCUUCGAUCGAGAUCCUGCGAGGGAAGGAGACAGAGCUUAGUUUGAAAAGGCUGUGGAUGUGAGUAUAGGUUUCACAGUAAUAAUGAGGUGCAGUAAAUUCUCCAAAUUUGUUUGUGAUGAAAACUCGGUGAACAAACCGUACACUUUUGUAGGGACUCAGUGGUUUUCAGCCCUGAUCCUGGCCUGUGACCCAAUUUUGCAACUGACUUCUAGCAGUUUACUGAGAGAAUGCAAAAUUAAUACAGAAAAUAUGUACAGUGCUGUAUAUAGACACACUGUAUAUAUUGUGUCUGAUAAAGCUGAAUUCAAGCUAUUCAUAGUUCAUAAAUGAAACUCAUUAGUACUUAAACAUCUUCCUAAAUAACAGUAUAUUGGUAUUUUUGAAUUCUAACAAUUGUCAGCAGUGUACCUUACAAGGUAGAAAGGAGUACUGCCCGUAUUCUGGUGUGGAAUUGUUAGUGUACUGCUGUGAUUGUUGUCCGUGAAUUUUCAGCACAGACAGAUAUAAAAUGUCUCAUGACAUUCCUUAUCUGUUGUCCUCUGAAUUUUUUUUUGAGAGUCCUUGAUCACCAGUGUGAAAUUUAACAAAGUUUAACAGAUGACAGGACUUUACUCUUUAUGGUUGAACAUGAGAACCAGAUCAUUCACACCACUGCUCUCAGAUUGAACAGGUUUCCUGGUUCGAUCAUGGCUCUGUCAAAACAACUAAUGCCGUGAACUGGCAUAUCAAAGCCUUCACUGCUGGAAUCAUUAUAUGUAGCCUGAUUUCAGGUGACUGAACAUGUUAAGCAUGUGUAAAACUCAUUUUUAUCAGCUCACACUUCAACCUCAUGGCUUUGAGGGUAAUUUUUGACCAGGUUUUAACACCAUUUUUUUUGGUUUGCAUAUAUGUCAGAUAUUUUUCAUAACAAGUACAUGAUGGUGGUCUUAGAGGGAACCAGUCCAUGUGUUACCGAAAGCCUUGUGUUAGUCCCUGUCAAGUAAAACACGGUUUUGUAAAUCAGUUGUCCUCCAGUCUUCUCACUCUGCCACAUGGCGUUUGUAUUCUUCAAAAUGUUACUUAACUUGAAUCCCAACAAGUCCCUUAAAGUUAUUUACAAGUAACUAAUAAACAUCUGGACCAAGAUUAGAGAUUCUUGCUUUAGAGUAGAUCUUUUGCUAGUUAUUUGUGGAUGAC